Molecule: messenger RNA, 6262 nt
Organism: Pteronotus mesoamericanus
Lineage: Eukaryota; Metazoa; Chordata; Mammalia; Chiroptera; Mormoopidae
Gene: DLG1
Product: discs large MAGUK scaffold protein 1
Exons: 24
Coding region: 780-3311 (843 amino acids)
Biological process (GO): embryo development; chemical synaptic transmission; cell-cell adhesion
Cellular component (GO): postsynaptic density membrane; neuron projection; neuromuscular junction
Molecular function (GO): kinase binding
Source: RefSeq, a predicted model, not a curated record
UUUGACAAGGACUUAGGCAAAAUGGAUUUUGUAAGGUACUUAAGUUAAAAUCUGGCUUCAUUGGAAAAAUGUGUUUUUUUUUUAAUAAAGAGAAUAGAUAAGUUUUAGAUAUAAUAUUUUAAAUUAUUGCAUUUUGUUCUUCCAUCACCCCUUCUCAAAAAUACCACAUGGAACAUUCCAUUCAUUACUGCCUGAGAAAGUCAUUACUUUGCAAGCUGCAGUUGCUGAAAUGAUAUAGUGGAAGAAAUGUUUGCUUGUAUUUCUUUUUUUGUUUUUUGUUCUUUUCUUUUGUUUUGUUUUGUUUUUGGUAAUUGUCUUUUGAAUAUCCAAACUGUAGCAAAGAAGGAGAAGCAGAUUUAAAUUUAUAUUGGGGAAACCUCUUUGUGGAGCAUUUCAUCAGAUGACUCACUGUCAGCCUUAUAUCUUAAAAAGAGGGAUUAAUGAAAUAGCAUCUGAAGCAGCAGUGAACUCUUGUGGAAUAAACCCUGACAUCUUCCGUAGUGUUUUGUGGAAUAAUUUCAAUUUCUUCAGAUACAGAUUACAUAAAGAAGAUUGUAGGGCACGUGACACAUUCUGGUUUCUUGUAUUUCAGAUAGUAGAAAAAUUGCUACCUCUAAGAAUGGAUCCCGGAGAGAUGUUGUCACAGUUACAAGUUUCAUCUAUGGUUUUGAUCUCACAACUUCAUUUUAAUUUUUAUUUAUAAUUUUUGAUUCAAAUAGGCAACUUAGAAUAAUUUGCAAUAAACUGCUUUAUGUAUAAAAUACUGUAAUGGUAAAGUAAUGGAUUGCCUGUGCAUUGUAACCACAAAGAAAUACCGGUAUCGGGAUGAAGAUACACCUCCUCAAGAGCACAUUUCCCCACAAAUCACUAAUGAGGUGAUAGGUCCAGAACUGGUUCAUGUUUCAGAGAAAAACUUGUCAGAAAUCGAGAAUGUCCAUGGAUUUGUUUCUCAUUCUCAUAUUUCACCAAUAAAGCCAACAGAAGCUGUACCUCUCUCUCCUCCCACUGUCCCUGUGAUCCCUGUCCUGCCAGUCCCUGCUGAGAAUACUGUCAUCCUACCCACCAUACCACAGGCAAAUCCUCCUCCAGUACUGGUCAACACAGAUAAUUUGGAAACAUCAACUUAUGUUAAUGGCACUGAUGCAGAUUAUGAAUAUGAAGAAAUCACACUUGAAAGGGGAAAUUCAGGGCUUGGUUUCAGCAUUGCAGGAGGUACGGACAACCCACACAUUGGAGAUGACUCAAGUAUUUUCAUUACCAAAAUUAUUGCAGGGGGAGCAGCUGCUCAAGAUGGAAGAUUGAGGGUCAAUGACUGUAUAUUGCGAGUAAAUGAAGUAGAUGUUCGUGAUGUAACACAUAGCAAAGCAGUUGAAGCAUUGAAAGAAGCAGGGUCUAUCGUACACUUGUAUGUAAAAAGACGGAAACCAGUAUCUGAAAAAAUAAUGGAAAUAAAGCUCAUUAAAGGUCCUAAAGGUCUUGGGUUCAGCAUUGCUGGAGGUGUUGGAAAUCAACAUAUUCCUGGGGAUAAUAGCAUCUAUGUAACCAAAAUAAUUGAAGGAGGUGCAGCACAUAAAGAUGGUAAACUUCAGAUUGGAGAUAAACUUUUAGCAGUGAAUAGUGUGUGUUUAGAAGAAGUUACUCAUGAAGAAGCAGUGACUGCUUUAAAGAACACAUCUGAUUUUGUUUACUUGAAGGUAGCAAAACCCACAAGUAUGUAUAUGAAUGAUGGCUACACUCCACCUGAUAUCACCAACUCUGCUUCUCAGACUGUUGAUAACCAUAUUAGCCCAUCUUCCUACUUGGGCCAGACACCAGCAUCACCAGCCAGAUACUCACCUGUUUCGAAAGCAGUGCUUGGAGAUGAUGAAAUUACACGAGAACCUAGAAAAGUUGUUCUUCAUCGUGGCUCAACAGGCCUUGGCUUCAACAUUGUAGGAGGUGAAGAUGGAGAAGGAAUAUUUAUUUCCUUUAUCUUGGCUGGAGGACCUGCUGAUCUUAGUGGAGAGCUCAGAAAAGGAGAUCGUAUUAUAUCGGUGAACAGUGUUGACCUCAGAACUGCCAGCCAUGAGCAGGCAGCAGCCGCUUUGAAAAAUGCUGGUCAGGCUGUCACAAUUGUUGCACAGUAUCGACCCGAAGAAUACAGUCGUUUUGAAGCGAAAAUACAUGACUUACGGGAGCAGAUGAUGAAUAGUAGCAUUAGUUCAGGAUCAGGUUCUCUUCGAACUAGCCAGAAGCGAUCCCUCUAUGUCAGAGCCCUUUUUGAUUAUGACAAGACUAAAGACAGUGGCCUUCCCAGUCAGGGACUGAACUUCAAAUUUGGAGAUAUCCUCCAUGUUAUUAAUGCUUCCGAUGAUGAGUGGUGGCAAGCCAGGCAGGUUACACCAGAUGGUGAGAGUGAUGAAGUUGGGGUGAUCCCCAGUAAACGCAGGGUUGAGAAGAAAGAACGGGCCCGAUUAAAAACAGUGAAAUUCAAUUCUAAAACAAGAGGAGAUAAAGGGCAGUCAUUCAAUGACAAGCGUAAAAAGAACCUCUUUUCCCGAAAAUUUCCCUUCUACAAGAACAAGGACCAGAGUGAGCAGGAAACAAGUGAUGCUGACCAGCAUGUAACUUCUAAUGCCAGCGAUAGUGAAAGUAGUUACCUAAUCUUGAUUACAGAUGAGUAUGGCUGCUCAAAAGGUGGUCAAGAAGAAUAUGUCUUGUCAUAUGAACCAGUGAAUCAACAAGAAGUUAAUUACACUCGACCAGUGAUCAUAUUGGGACCUAUGAAAGACAGGAUAAAUGAUGACUUGAUCUCAGAAUUUCCUGACAAAUUUGGAUCGUGUGUUCCUCAUACAACUAGACCAAAAAGAGAUUAUGAAGUUGAUGGAAGAGAUUAUCAUUUUGUGACUUCAAGAGAGCAGAUGGAAAAAGAUAUACAGGAACAUAAAUUCAUUGAAGCUGGCCAAUAUAACAAUCAUCUGUAUGGAACAAGUGUUCAGUCUGUACGAGAAGUAGCAGAAAAGGGCAAACACUGUAUCCUCGAUGUGUCUGGAAAUGCCAUAAAGAGAUUACAGAUUGCACAACUUUACCCAGUCUCCAUUUUUAUUAAACCCAAAUCCAUGGAAAAUAUCAUGGAAAUGAAUAAGCGUCUAACAGAAGAACAAGCCAGAAAAACGUUUGAGAGAGCCAUGAAACUGGAACAAGAAUUUACUGAGCAUUUCACAGCUAUUGUACAGGGUGAUACUCUGGAAGACAUUUACAACCAAGUGAAGCAGAUCAUAGAAGAACAGUCUGGUCCUUACAUCUGGGUUCCAGCAAAAGAAAAGUUAUGAGGACUGACGUUUCUGUUUCUUUUUUCUACAAUGCCAUUUUCUUUGACAUUUCUUUGCCCUUUCCUUUGGAGUCUGUCUUCAAUACUCCUUCCAUUUUGAAUCAUAUCCCACUCAUCAUGGUCUGCAGUUGCACUUAUUUUUGACAUCUGGUGUCUCCUUCAAGUUGUAGCAUCUUUAUUAUUGUAUGUCACUGUUGGUUUGUGGCCAUUUUUCAGAGCUGAAGAUGGAAUGGCCUGACCAGCUAUUAAGGAUUUGGGAAGAUGGGGAAAUUGUGGUAAAAUUCCUUAAUGUUUAAGGGAAAGUAACUUUAAAAGAUUUUCAAAAAAGCUUUAUAUACAUUUUUUUCAGAUUUCAGUAUCAAUGAAAGAAAAAUGGUUUUAACCAAUGAUUUAGUAAACUUGGAGCAACAAUGCACGCUUAAUUUUAAUAGCAUGGUUUGGCCAAUAUAUUAGUUCUCAAAUCUUUUCUCGUUUUCUGUUAUCACAAUGAAUACUUUAUUAUAGAGAAAUAAGGAAAUACAUGUUUUUUUAAUUUCACAAUUAAUGUCUGGGUUAACUUUCAUAAUUUUACAAGGGAUAAUUCAUUUUUCAUAAGAGUUUUUAAUGUCUUUUAUUGUUUGAGGGUUGUUUUUUUUUCCCAAAACAUCUGCUAGGGAUAAUGGUGUUUAAAUAUUUUUAACCUUCUUCUACAACACUAUUUAUAGUGUCUUACAAAAAUUAUCUAUACAUAACGAGCAUCACAUUUCUGAAUUAAGGCCAUGUUUAGGUGCUAGGGGAGCUCACCCUUUACACAUAAGGUUGAGAAAAUUUCAAAGAUAUAAACACAAAAUAGACAUUACAAUGGUGAUAUAGUAAUCAUUAUGACAAUGGAAAAGGAGUCCAACUCAUAGUCCAACACUUUAACCAUAUUCUUAGGGGUCAGAUUUUAAUGAAUAUUUUACCCACAAUAACUGCCUAUUUUUGUUAUAAUAAAAUAUAUAUAUAAAUAUAUAUAUAAAACUUUCUUUAAACUCUGUAACUAUGGGAAUUAUUUUUUACAUAGUUGCACACACAAACAUAUAUAUUUAAAAUAUAAUUCUUUUGCCACCUACUCUUUUUGUUUAGUUUUUAAAUUAAAUAUUAAUUGAUUAGACUUUAUUUUCUUUAAUCAUGUAAACUGAAAAUGAGGUAUGGUGGUCAUAGAAAGAAACUUCUAGGGAAAUUAGAUUACAAGUAAAAGUAUGGGCAUGUUCUCCUCUUUUCUACAAAAGUUUUCAAAUGGUUCCUGGUUGGUUUAUUUUUGUUACUGUUGUUCUUGUCAUUGGGUUUGAAUUUGAUCAUCUGCUUCUCCUUCCAGUUCUCCUUUCAUUAAUAGGCAAACAGUCAAAAGCCUCCUGUGUGUAUUUUCCCCUCAGACCACACAACUUUCAACUCUCAUGGCUGCUCUGCACUAGAGUUGUGCAAAUCUUCACAGUGAGCAAUUUCAAGAAAUUUUAGUGAAAGAUCUUUCAGAAAUCAAUUUCUCUGGUCUUUUAUAUUAAUAUUGUUAUAGCUACCCAUUGCUUUUUUGGCAUUGUUUAUUAAGUAUGUGUUUUUGACAACCUCCACAUUAGUUUCUUAAACAAAUGAGUACUAGUUUGUAAAGAAUUAUCAACAUUAUCCAUUCCAUUUAUGAGAAAGAGGAGAACAGCUAAUAAACUUUAUUGUAAAAUCCAUGUUAAAUGUGUCUUGAAUUCUGAAAGAAAAAAGUUUAUUUUACAAGCUGACGCUUUCCUGGAAAAGUUUGGGGCAUCACAUAAUUUUUAAACUGUAUUCAAGAGCUACUAGGCAAGUUAAUCAAAAUUUCUCCUGUAGGUUUUAGAGUUUAUGUUAACACACUGAAGUAUAUACUACACUCCUAAACUAUAUACACUAUAUUAUAGCUCUUACAUUAAAUCCGGUAGAUUGGUACCAAACUAAACAUACCAGGAGAAAAUUAUUGUAAAAUAAUUCACAAGCCCCAGAAAUUACCUUAGAGCAAAACCUCCACAUAAGCCAUUUUGAAGUAUUUACUGGUCACAUGUUGUAAAAUAUCAAGAGGUUAUAAAAUGAUGCCAUUUAUGUGUCAGAAUAUAUAUCACAUUGCUUUAUGGAUGUCCUUGCUAGGUGAUUUUUUUUGUUAAAAAAAUACAGUUGACCCUUCCUGUCCCAACCAAGGUGUCCCAUUUAUGGAUUCAACUAUCCAUGGAUUGGGAAUCCAAAGUAUGUGGAGGGCUGACUGUGUGCAUUGUUCUGUGCCAUUUUACAUAAGGGACUUGAGCGUCCAUGGAUUUUGGUAUCUGUAGGUGGUUCCUUGGUACCAAGGGACAACUAUAUAGUUGAGUUUUGAGGGAAUCAAAAGUUGUAUGUUGCUCUGGCCAAUGUGGCUCAGUUGGUUGGAGAUCCUUCCCAUAAACCGAAAGGUUAUGGGUAUGAAUCCCAGUCAGGUCACAUGCCUAGGUUGUGGGUUCAGUCCCCUAUUGGGGCAAGUACGAGAAGCAUCCAAUUGGUGUUUUUCUCCCUCUCUUCCUCCCUUGCCCUCUCUCUAAAAGUCGAUUAGCGUGUCCUCACAUGAGGAUUAAGCAAAGUUAUAUGCAGAUUUCCAACUGCAUGGAGGAUUGCCUCCCCCAACUAACCAUCAUGUUCUUCAAGGGUCAAAUGUAUGAAUUUUUGUGCAGCUUUAUAGAUUGUAUAGAAUUAUUAAUAAAAGUACUAAUUGCUGCUCUGGCCAGCGUGGCUUAGUUGGUUGGAGCGUCGUCCCAUAAACCAAAAGGUCAGCAGUUCGAUUCCCACUCAGGGUACAUGCCUGCAUGGUUCAGUCCCAGUUUGGAGUCUGUGUGGGAGACAACUAGUCAUUGUUUCUCUCACAUUGAUGUUUUGCUCUCUUCCCCCUUCCUCUCUCUCUGAAAUCAAUAAAAAUAUUAAAGUAAAUAAAAACGAGUACCUGCUAAACCA